UCUGCUAAAGUGUCGACUCUUUUUAGUUGCAACCAGAUUCCAAUGGACGCUCCUACCGAACAACAACAACCGGCUCAGCUCAGCUCCGGAAACGACCGUGAAGCUUUCCGACAAACCUUGUGGAACACUCUCCUGCGGUGUUCUUUCUACCUCCCUUCUUUCAAGAUUUACGGUGGUGUCUCUGGUUUUUACGAUUAUGGUCCUCCUGGCUUCGCUCUUAAGAAUAAUAUCCUCAAAUUUUGGCGUGAACACUUCGUUUAUGAGGAGCAUAUGUUGGAAAUUGAAUGCCCCAGUGUCACACUUGAGGCUGUUCUCAAGGCUUCAGGGCAUGUUGACUACUUUCACGAUCAGGCCAAUCUAGAGCUCGGUGGUCAUCGGAUCGCCACUGUAUUGAUGUACUUGUCCAAUGUUCAAAAGGGCGGAGAGACAGUGUUUCCCAUGUGGUUUAACUAACAUUUAUACACAUGUAGAAUACUC
Molecule: messenger RNA, 477 nt
Organism: Camelina sativa (false flax)
Lineage: Eukaryota; Viridiplantae; Streptophyta; Magnoliopsida; Brassicales; Brassicaceae
Product: glycine--tRNA ligase, mitochondrial 1-like
Biological process (GO): mitochondrial glycyl-tRNA aminoacylation
Cellular component (GO): cytoplasm; mitochondrion
Molecular function (GO): glycine-tRNA ligase activity
Source: RefSeq, a predicted model, not a curated record